Molecule: messenger RNA, 1579 nt
Organism: Galeopterus variegatus (Sunda flying lemur)
Lineage: Eukaryota; Metazoa; Chordata; Mammalia; Dermoptera; Cynocephalidae
Gene: LRP5L
Product: low density lipoprotein receptor-related protein 5-like
Exons: 6
Coding region: 23-1312 (429 amino acids)
Source: RefSeq, a predicted model, not a curated record
CCUCAGUGCCCUGUACUCGCCCAUGGACAUCCAGGUGCUCAGCCAGGAGCGGCAGCCUUCCUUCCACACGCGAUGUGAGGAGGACAACGGCGGCUGCUCCCACCUGUGUCUCCUGUCCCCGAGGGAGCCUUUCUACGCAUGCGCCUGCCCCACGGGCGUACAGCUGCAGGACAACGGCAGGACGUGCAAGGCAGGGGCCGAGGAGGUGCUGCUGCUAGCCCGGCGGACAGACCUGCGCAGGAUCUCGCUGGACACGCCGGACUUCACCGACAUCGUGCUUCAGGUGGAUGACAUCCGGCAUGCAAUUGCCAUCGACUACGACCCGUUGGAGGGUUACGUCUAUUGGACUGACGACGAGGUGCGGGCCAUCCGCAGGGCAUACCUGGACGGGUCAGGGGCGCAGACACUGGUCAACACUGAGAUCAAUGACCCCGACGGCAUCGCGGUCGACUGGGUGGCCCGCAACCUCUACUGGACCGACACAGGCACUGACCGCAUUGAGGUGACGCGCCUUAAUGGCACCUCCCGCAAGAUCCUGGUGUCUGAGGACCUGGACGAGCCCCGGGCCAUCGUCCUGCACCCUGUGAUGGGCCUCAUGUACUGGACGGACUGGGGGGAGAACCCCAAAAUCGAGUGCGCCAACCUGGACGGGCAGGAGCGGCAUGUGCUGGUGAACACGUCCCUUGGGUGGCCUAAUGGCUUGGCCCUGGACCUGCAGGAGGGGAAGCUCUACUGGGGGGACGCCAAGACGGACAAAAUUGAGGUGAUCAAUGUCGAUGGGACAAAGAGGCAGACCCUCCUGGAGGACAAGCUCCCACACAUCUUCGGGUUCACGCUGCUGGGGGACUUCAUCUAUUGGACCGACUGGCAGCGGCGCAGCAUUGAGCGGGUGCACAAAGUCAAGGCCAGCCGGGAUGUCAUCAUUGACCAGCUGCCUGACCUGAUGGGCCUCAAAGCCGUGAACGUGGCCAAGGUCACUGGAACCAACCCGUGUGCAGACGGGAACGGGGGAUGCAGCCACCUGUGCUUCUUUACACCCCGUGCGACCCGGUGCGGCUGCCCCAUUGGCCUGGAGCUGCUGAGCGACAUGAAGACCUGUAUUGUGCCCGAGGCCUUCCUGGUCUUCACCAGCAGAGCAGCCAUCCACAGGAUCUCCCUGGAGACCAACAACAACGACGUGGCCAUCCCGCUCACGGGCGUCAAAGAGGCCUCUGCACUGGACUUUGACGUGUCCAACAACCACAUCUACUGGACGGAUGUCAGCCUGAAGGUACCGCUUGCUAGAUCGCGUUCCCGGGCAGCUUUUCUAUGAAAAUCUUGCCUGUAAUGUUACCACCUCAAAGGCUUACACAUUUUUUUUAAAGAACUAUAAUAUUUAUUGUAACUUGAUGGAAGCUAAUGAAAUUUUAGCAAACCUAUUUUAAUAAACACAUAUGAAUGCUUAUAAUGAGCAGAUCUAGUAAAUGCACACAUGGCGUUUUUGUAGAAUGCUGUGUAAAUGUGAAACAUUUGUUAUAAAUUGACAUUGACUUCAGACUCACCUCACCAGCUUCCAUUUGCUUAGCAAACUCUUUCUUCA